This is a messenger RNA of Kogia breviceps (pygmy sperm whale), 2473 nucleotides long. Its product is annotated as suppressor of SWI4 1 homolog. NCBI's taxonomy places the organism in Eukaryota, Metazoa, Chordata, Mammalia, Artiodactyla, Physeteridae. Gene Ontology annotation, molecular function: rRNA binding; neurotransmitter receptor activity; G protein-coupled ATP receptor activity. Gene Ontology annotation, cellular component: preribosome, large subunit precursor; plasma membrane. The record is from RefSeq and is a predicted model, not a curated record. Gene Ontology annotation, biological process: ribosomal large subunit assembly; neuronal signal transduction; calcium-mediated signaling.
CGGCGCCGGAAGCAGCCAGCAGAAGAGGCCUCGAGGACGAGACGGUGGCAUGGGGCAGUCGGGGCGGUCCCGGCACCAGAAGCGGGCGCGCGCCCAGGCGCACCUCCGCAACCUCGAGGCCUAUGCCGCACAGCCGCACUCUUUCGUGUUCUCUCGGGGCCGCGCGGGUCGCAGCGUCCGACAGCUCAGCCUGGACUUGCGGCGGGUCAUGGAGCCGCUCACCGCCACCCGCCUGCAGAUUCGAAAGAAAAACUCUCUGAAAGAUUGUGUGGCAGUGGCUGGGCCCCUUGGGGUCACACACUUCCUGAUCUUGAGCAAAACGGAGACCAGUGUCUACUUUAAGCUGAUGCGCCUCCCGGGAGGCCCUACCUUAACCUUCCGGAUCAACAAGUACACCUUGGUGCGUGAUGUGGUUUCUUCGCUGCGACGUCACCGCAUGCACGAGCAGCAGUUUGCCCACCCUCCUCUCCUGGUGCUCAACAGCUUUGGCCCCCACGGCAUGCACGUGAAGCUCAUGGCCACCAUGUUCCAGAACCUGUUCCCCUCCAUCAAUGUGCACAAGGUGAACCUGAACACCAUCAAGCGCUGUCUUCUCAUCAACUACAACCCUGAGUCCCAGGAGCUGGAUUUCCGCCAUUAUAGCAUCAGAGUUGUCCCUGUGGGUGCGAGUCGUGGGAUGAAGAAACUUCUUCAAGAGAAGUUCCCCAACAUGAGUCGCUUGCAGGAUGUCAGUGAGCUGUUGGCCACGGGCGCAGGGCUGUCGGAGAGUGAAGCGGAGCCAGACGGUGAGCACAAUAUCACGGAGCUGCCCCAGGCCGUGGCGGGCCGCGGCAACAUGCGGGCCCAGCAGAGCGCCGUGCGCCUCACCGAGAUCGGGCCUCGGAUGACACUGCAGCUCAUCAAGAUCCAGGAGGGUGUAGGAGCAGGGAACGUGCUGUUCCACAGUUUCGUGCACAAAACAGAGGAGGAACUGCAGGCCAUCCUGGCAGCCAAGGAGGAGAAGCUGCAGCUCAAGGCCCAGAGGCAGGACCAGCAGGCCCAGAACGUUCAACGCAAGCGAGAGCAGCGAGAGGCCCACAAGAAGAAGAGCCUGGCGGGCAUGAAGCGGGCACAGGCAGAGGCUGAUGGGGACAGCGAUGCAGAGGAUCCCGGGGCCCCUCCAGAGGCAGAGGGGGUCAGCCAGCAAGAGGAAGAGGAGGACGAGGCCGAGUAUUUCCGCCAGGCUGUGGGCGAGGAGCCUGAUGAGGACAUGUUCCCAAAGGCAGCCAAGUGGAGGCGGCCUGCCGGGCCCCCGGGCAAGAAGCGACGGGUAAAGGAACGGAAGCCGGACCGAGGUCCCACACACUGCCCAGCCAACUUCUCAGCGGCUGCUGACCACGUCCUCGGCGGCUUCCAGGAAGACUUUGUGUGGCCCAUGCUGGUGGCUGUGUUUCUGGUGGCCUUGGCUGGCAACAGCCUGGCCCUGUACCGCUUCUGCACCCAGGAGUGUCGCCCUUGGCACCCAGCCGUGAUCUUCUCAGCCCAGCUGGCAGUCAGCGACCUGCUCUACGCCCUGACGCUGCCCCCGCUGGCUGCCUACUACUACCCACCCAAACACUGGAGCUACGGGGAGGCUGCCUGCCGCCUGGAGCGCUUCCUCUUCACCUGCAACCUGCUGGGCAGCGUCAUCUUCAUCACCUGCAUCAGCCUCAACCGCUACCUGGGCAUUGUCCACCCCUUCUUCACCCACAGCCAACUGCGGCCCAAGCACGCCUGGGCUAUCAGCGCUGCUGGCUGGGCACUGGCGGCCCUGCUGGCCGCACCCAUGCUCAGCUUCUCCCACCUGAGUGGGCCACAGCAGGAAGGCAAGUGCACUGUGGACAGGCCUGAUUCCUGCAUCAAGUGCCUGGGGACAGCGGGUGACAACCAGCUUGAGGCCUACAGGGUCUACAACCUGGCGCUUGUGGUGCUGGGUUGCGGCCUGCCGCUGCUGCUCAGCCUGGUGGCCUAUGGCGCCCUCGGGCAGGCCGUGCAGCAGAGCCACAGCAUGACGGUGGCCAACAAGCUGCGCGUGAUGGUGCUGGUGGCCAGCGGCAUUGCCCUCUACGCUAGUUCCUACGUGCCCUACUAUGUCACGGGGGUGCUCAACGUGUAUGCCCGGCAGCGCUGGAGAGCCCUCUGCCCAGGCUUUGCAAGCGUGGCCCAGGCUAAGGCAGCGUUGGGCUGGAGGACGUACGUGGCCCACCAGGUAGCACGGGGCCUGGUUCCCCUGGCCAUCUGCAUACACCCGCUGCUCUACAUGGCUGUGGUGCCCAGCUUGGACUGCUGCCACCGACGCUGCCCUGGCUGCGGGCAGGGGCAGGCCCCAGAGAACACGGAGUGCUCCGGCCAAGCCCUGCCCCUCAAUGUCACAGCCACCCCCAAAACCUCGGGGCCCCAGUCCCGAGUUGAGCCCAUGACCUAGCCCAUCUUCAGCCCCCUCCUCAUCACGAGA